AUGGCAAUAACAGAGAAUUCAGAGCUUGCAGCUAUACUCGCUAGUAACCCCGGAAAGCUGGUCCUCUACCUUCAGGACCAGCAAUUCCCAGGACACGCACAACUCUGUACUGUUAUAGAGUCACUUAAAGAGGACUUUCCUGGCGUGGCCUUCCAUUCGAUAGAUCGCAACUCAGUGAAGGACAGUUUAGCUGUGACAGGUACUCCUUGCUUCGUCUUAUUCGAUGCUGGUAAGGAAGUCAACAGGCUAGAAGGCUGCUCAACGUCAAUGCUGGUAACUGCGGUUAGGGCCUGGAAUAAAGCACCGUCGCAAGAGACAACCGUAGAUCGCAUCAAAAGAUUGAUCACUACGCAUCCAGUACUUCUAUUCAUGAAAGGUGAUAAGCAUGAGCCAUUCUGUCGCUUCAGUCGAGCGGUAGUACAGAUGCUAAACGAGUCGGGGGUGAUUUUCGAAGGGUACAACAUCUUCGAAGACCCAGAACUACGCGAAGAACUCAAAAUAUACUCAAAUUGGCCUACUUAUCCACAACUAUACGUAAAGGGAUCACUGAUUGGAGGUCAUGAUAUUAUUAAAGAACUAUUUGAAAAUAACGCACUCAGGGAUGAAAUCCCUAAAGAAUGCUUGCGUUAA
Babesia sp. Xinjiang is the source of this 630-nucleotide messenger RNA. RefSeq names its product Glutaredoxin 3 (gene glrx3). NCBI's taxonomy places the organism in Eukaryota, Apicomplexa, Aconoidasida, Piroplasmida, Babesiidae. The record is from RefSeq and is a predicted model, not a curated record. Bases 1 to 630 code for a protein of 209 amino acids. The transcript is spliced from 4 exons.